Molecule: messenger RNA, 567 nt
Organism: Ostreococcus lucimarinus CCE9901
Lineage: Eukaryota; Viridiplantae; Chlorophyta; Mamiellophyceae; Mamiellales; Bathycoccaceae
Exons: 1
Source: RefSeq, a predicted model, not a curated record
UGGUUUCAGCUUCGCGCGUCCAGGUUGACGGCAUCGGCGUUCGGGAACGCGAUUGGAUUUUGGCGCGAAGGUCGUAACGAGCUUUGGGAAGAAAAGCUAGGACUUCGCGAGGGAUUCGCCGGGAACGAGGCCACCGAGUGGGGAUCGUCCAAGGAGGACGAAGCCGUGCGCGUGUACGAAGCCUUCGCCGGGAGAAAAGUUUCGCAUCUUUUAUUCAACGUUUUGAGCGCCGACGACGCCGAACUGUGGAUCGGGGCUUCCCCCGACGGGUUGAUCGGCACGAACGCCGCGGACGUGGACGGUGAAAUCGGCGGCGUGCUCGAAAUAAAGUGUCCUUUCAACAAAGGCUCGCCGACGACGGCGUCGCCGUACGCCAAGGUGCCGUGGUACUACGUCCCUCAAGUGCAAGGAUUGAUGGCUGUUUUCGAUCGUCCGUGGUGCGAUUUAGUUUCGUACACCGUCAACGGUGGUGUCGCAAUUUACCGCGUCGAGCGCGAUCACGAUUAUUGGAAUCUACUGUACGAAUGCUGCAGCGAAUUUUGGUGGCAGCACGUCGUCCCCGGCAAG